CUCCCAGCCAUAGAGGGACGGAUGCAUAAACACACACACAUUCACAGGCACGCUCGCAGCAACUCAUUUUGCCCAGAUCUGUGAAGAUGCUGCUCUUCUUCUUACUUUCACUCUUCCAUCUCAACCCAUCUCUGAGCCUAAAAAUCUGUUCCUUCAACGUGAGGUCUUUUGGAGAAGCUAAACUAGCCAAAGCUGAAGUCAUCGAUGCCGUGGUAAAGGUCGUCUCCCGCUGUGACAUCAUGUUGCUGAUGGAAAUAAAGGACAGCAAGAACCGUGUUUGUCCUCUCCUGGUGGAGAAGCUCACCAGUCAGCUGAAGGGGCCAAAGGAGGAGUACAGGUGCGUGGCCAGCAAGAGGCUGGGAAGGAACAGCUACAAGGAGCAGUAUGCCUUCAUCUACAGGCAAGACCAGGUGUCAGUGAAACAAACCUACCAGUACCCUGACACCCAGCCUGGCGAUGAGGAUGUCUUCUCCAGGGAGCCCUUCAUCAUCUGGUUGCAGUCUCCCAAAACUGCUGUCAGUGAGUUUGCUAUUAUCCCUCUGCACACCACCCCAGACACAGCAGUGCGGGAGAUUGAUGAGCUCUAUGAUGUGUAUUUAGAUGUCAAACAGCGCUGGAAAACUGAGAACUUCAUCUUCAUGGGAGACUUCAAUGCUGGGUGCAGCUAUGUUCCCCAAAAGCAGUGGAAGAACAUCCGUCUGAGGACUUACUCCGAAUUCCUCUGGCUAAUUGGUGACAAGAAUGACACAACCGUGAAGAACAGCACCAGAUGCCCGUAUGACAGGAUUGUGGUCAGCGGACAGAAGCUCAUCCAGGCUGUGGUGCCACACUCUGCCAAGGUCUUUGAUUUCCAGGAGGAAUUUCAGAUGACUGAGGAGCAGGCACUGGGAGUGAGUGACCAUUUCCCGGUAGAAUUUGAGUUAAAAGCCAAAGGUGGCUUUUUCAACUGGCUGAGAUCCAAGCUUUCAAGGAAGAGGAGACCAAAGAAGAGGCGCUCAUCGAGAUCAUGAGCAUGCUGAGUCCUCCUACCUGGCACAGAGAGACACAGAUGCCAAGAGAUCUUGCAGAAGUCUGGUGUAGAAAUGCUCACAGCAAGUGCACUAUGUCGCUGGUAAAAAAACCCAAAUAUUUUGUUGAAGUUCAAAUAUUUUGAAUGAGAAGGCAUAUUAAGCCUUCAUGCUGUUUUUUCUUUAUUGCAUAUAGAAAUAAAUCAGCUAGAAGCAGCACAUUGUGCUUACUGUACAAAUGUACUCACAUUUGUAAGGAGCUACUGCAGGGCUAAAAUAUUUCUGUGUGCUUUACCUGCCACACCUGAAGGGCAGGGAGCUCCACGUGUUCCCAUGGGCUCUGGAACUCUGCCAUUCCUCUGCAGGGGCAGAAGGAUUAAAAAGGACAUUUUGCAUCA
This is a messenger RNA of Motacilla alba alba, 1405 nucleotides long. It is a transcript of the gene DNASE1L3, whose product is annotated as deoxyribonuclease 1 like 3. Gene Ontology annotation, biological process: programmed cell death involved in cell development; apoptotic DNA fragmentation. The coding region runs from base 87 to 1010 and encodes 307 amino acids. Lineage: Eukaryota; Metazoa; Chordata; Aves; Passeriformes; Motacillidae. The record is from RefSeq and is a predicted model, not a curated record. Gene Ontology annotation, cellular component: nucleus. The transcript has 8 exons. Gene Ontology annotation, molecular function: DNA nuclease activity.